This is a messenger RNA of Trichoplax adhaerens, 582 nucleotides long. RefSeq lists its product as uncharacterized. NCBI's taxonomy places the organism in Eukaryota, Metazoa, Placozoa, Uniplacotomia, Trichoplacea, Trichoplacidae. Bases 1 to 582 code for a protein of 193 amino acids. The transcript is spliced from 3 exons. Gene Ontology annotation, molecular function: calcium ion binding. The record is from RefSeq and is a predicted model, not a curated record.
AUGUGCGAUUCUGAAUUAUCAGCUAAAUUAGCUAGGCGGCAAGAAAUUAAUGAAGGUGUUCGCGAACCCGAAGCUUUGUCGGAGGCAAACGUUUUCAAUCCAUAUACUGAAUUUAAAGAGUUUUCUCGCAAGCAAAUCAAGGAAUUUGAAGGAAUGUUUGCACAACACGACAUUGAUAAGAAUGGUUUCAUUGACAUGCAAGAGCUAAAGCUAAUGAUGGAAAAGCUUGGAAAUCCACAAACCCAUUCUUCGUUAAAAAAUAUACUGUUAACUGUGGAUGAAGAUAAAGACAAUAUGAUCAACUUUCGAGAGUUUCUUCUGCUAUUUCGCCAUGUUGCUGCUGGAGAUUUAACUACAGAUUCGGACGCUAUGACGGCUUUAGCCAAUUUAGCCGAAAUAGAUGUAGGCACUGCUGGAGUAAAAAAUGCAAAGAGCUUUUUCGAAGCAAAAAUCGAUAAAUUAAGCAUUGGCAAGAAAAGAGAGGAAGAAAUUAAGGCUGAACAGGAAGAAAAAAAGAAAUCUUCAAUGGAAGCUGCUGAACGUCGUAAAAAUUUUAAUGAAAAGAUGUCCGUGUUUAAGUAA